AACGCCGCCAACAAAAUGGAGAAUGCGAAGAAGUCUGUGGAGUUGACGGAGGACGAGUUAGAGGCCUUCUCGCGACUCGUCCUUCCGGAACCCAAAACAGGGGAGUGCAUAUACAAUCAUUUCGCCAUCACAGGCAUCCGAGUCGACCGAGUCGAACCCGGACUCGUUGUCUGUACUCUCAAGGUCCCUCCCCGCCUCACUGAUAGAGCUGGAAAUCUGGCUAAUGGUGCAAUUGCAAACCUUGUUGAUCUAGUUGGUGCUUCUGUUCAUUUUAGGGGUCUCCCCAUGAACGUUUCGGUGGACGUUUCCAUCUCGUAUCUGUCAAAGGCGAAGCUUGGUGAUGAGUUAGAGAUCACCUCAAAAAGUUUAGGACAACGAGGUCGUUAUUCCGGAGUAUCGGUACUUAUGAGAAACAAAGCAACUGGGGAGAUGAUUGCUGAAGGUCGACAUUCAUUGUUUCGUUCUGCUGCUAGCAAACUCUGAGUCAUUACCAGAGCUGUACAUGAAGGGAAAUCUCCAUUUAUGGUUGUUUUCCCUUGUAAUUAUUCUUUUCCUUUUUAUGUAGUAGAGAUCAUAAUCUUAAAAGGACGUAGGCCAAUACCCAAAUUGGUGCUUUUCUCCCGGAGCACCCGAAUCUUUGUUUCUGUGUCUCUUGAUUCUCCUUAUGAAAAAUGAUGGACAUAAAUAACUUCGCUUA
Pyrus x bretschneideri (Chinese white pear) is the source of this 697-nucleotide messenger RNA. RefSeq names its product acyl-coenzyme A thioesterase 13-like. NCBI's taxonomy places the organism in Eukaryota, Viridiplantae, Streptophyta, Magnoliopsida, Rosales, Rosaceae. The transcript has 3 exons. Gene Ontology annotation, molecular function: fatty acyl-CoA hydrolase activity. Bases 16 to 483 code for a protein of 155 amino acids. The record is from RefSeq and is a predicted model, not a curated record.